AUGACACUCGUGAGCGCCACCUAUGCGACAUUCUACCCCGAGGCCGAGAUCCUCGACGACGCGGGGAAGCCCACGGGCAAGAAGAUUGCACGGACGUGCGAGGACCAGGUCACGCUCACGGGCACGCUCACGUCCGGCGCGCCCGUCUCGCUCCACUUCUGCGGGGCCUCGUUGGACGAUCCCAGGUCGAGGGUCCCUUUUGUGUGGAUCUGGCACCCGACGAAGGUGCUGAUCAACGGCGAGGAGUGGGUGUGCGAGCAGAAGCUCGUCGACUGGACCGGUAACAUUGAGGCGGCGUGGGCGGAGAUUGCGAAGGGCGACGAGGGCCGGUACUCGACGUUUGAGGGUGCGAUGAGGGUGUACAAGGUGAUUGAUGCGGUCCGGAGGAGUGCGCGGGAGGAUGUGCGGGUGAACAUUAACUAGAGCAAUCGUGUGG
Messenger RNA from Phanerochaete carnosa HHB-10118-sp, 436 nucleotides. RefSeq lists its product as uncharacterized. The record is from RefSeq and is a predicted model, not a curated record. Bases 1 to 423 code for a protein of 140 amino acids. The transcript is spliced from 3 exons. NCBI's taxonomy places the organism in Eukaryota, Fungi, Basidiomycota, Agaricomycetes, Polyporales, Phanerochaetaceae.